CAAACACAGACGCUGUUGUGAAAACUUGAAGAACUGAGAUAACAGAGAGGAAAAGUGCGUCCUACACAGCAGGGACACAAUUAAACAUGCAAAUGUGUCUGUGCUGAACAAAACGUACCAAACAAACACAUUAAAAAAUAAAAAUCUGUUUCUCUUUUUUUAACCCCCUCCCCCAGCCGCGCGCCUCCUUUUUUAUUUGUAUUUUUGAAAUAUAGAAACUCAAUUUUAUCGUGCAAACUUUCGGCUUGUAGUUAAGCACUUUGUGAUAUUCACCUUGAAAAGGUGGUAUAUAAAUAACAUGUUAUUUAAGUACUCGCUAACUUCACUCACUGACUCACUUAUCGGCUAUUUUUAAAGUGUUUAAUUUGUUUAAUUUGAUCAAUUGUUACACAUUUAAUGCAAGACAAUUCAUACAAUCACAGGAGGCCCAUGUUUGUAUGUGUAGGUAGGUCACAAAGUACAAAGAAUAAUUAGAAUAAAGAUAAGAAUAAGCGAGAAAACGGUGGGUAAUUGAUUUUCACUUGAUUCUGUGGUCUGUCUGUUAAACCGACUUUUAAUUUACUUAUUUAUUUAAUUUUUUUAUCCAUGUAUUUUUCUUAUGUAAUCCCAUGCGUUUAUAUCCAGUAAGUUACAAUGGAAUUGUUUCAUAGAAUUGUCUAAAAUAUCUCUACAUAAACGUUACAUGUCAGGACAUGGGUGACAUGUUCUCCACCCUCAGGUACUGUUUGUACUUUUCGCCUGCAAUCCAGAACAGGGCGUGUUUAGCUGCAGAGCGAGCUGAUAACUGGUUUUCUGUGUGUACGUUUCCUCGACGACAGUUUACAUUUCUCAAAGGAGGGGACGGGGAGGGUGGCAGUUAAUUGUAAAGGUCUUCCCCAAAGCCACUAGCAGAGGGAAUCCUCAAGAUUUACGUAAGAAGCUAUGAAACGAAUUCAUGAAAUGCAGGCUUAACGGUGAGCCAACAUUGCGACUGCAUUUGCUGUUUAAUAACUGUUCAUUCUCUGACAUCAGCACUUUUUUUUAUUAUCGUGUUGACUUGAGAAGUAGGUCUGUGGAACAAGCAUCGUGACUUUCGUGCAAUAUUACCAAAGUCAGCAACAUUUUGCUGGUAGUUUUGUUCAUGGUUUAUUCUUAAUAAAGGCGAUACAUUCAUGCACAUAAAAAAACACGAGCAAAGCAUUUUAUGAGUUUUAUGAAACACAAUUCUUCUUCUUUUUUUUCUCUCUCGUGAGUCUUCCGGGAAUUUACUUCUUUAACUAAACAAGCACAAAACAAGCGCCAUAAGUGCUCUCGUCCCAUUAAACAAACCAUAAAGACUAAACAAAGGUGUCAUUGUGUCAAAAGACUCUAAUUCAGGCUAUAGGAUUUUGCGCUUUCUUUCCCGCGCCAGUGUUUUGUUGAACAUUCCUGGUUGUCAUAGCGACGCCCAGCCCCUUUCGCGUCAGUGACGUCCAUUUAGUUUUUAUUUUUUCAUAGCAAAGAAGAUCGUGUGUAAUCAUGAGGAGGAGCCACAUCAACAGAGAAACACCAAACCGUUUUUUUCGGCAUCGCCUGUGGAGACGGAACGUGCACACGAACACGUCAGGGGCCGUUCCCGGAAACGACGUCGGAGUGAGAGCUCUGAGUGUUUUCAAGUCUCUGGCAGUCCUCCCCUUUCCUCGGUGUCUGCGGAUCCAGCUGUGGCUGGCGGGUCAACGGAAUGGAACGGGACACCAAACAAGCCGUUUACCUUGAGCGGUGUUUGAGUUCUGUUUGAGUGGUUGGCAUGAAGGUUGCUGACCUGCACUGUUUGAGUGACAUGGUUUUUGCUGGUGUUAUUUCGCGUUGGAAUGAUAAUUUAAUCGAAAUAAAAUUAUAAUAAUAACAAUAAUAAUAAUAAGAAAGAAAGAAAGAAAGAAAGAAAGAAAGAAAGAAAGAAAGAAAGAAAGAAAGAAAGAAAGAAAGAAAGAAAGAAAUGCAAUUUCUAAAAGAAAAAAAAUAUUUUUAUUGCUGUUUUUGAAAGUAUUUAAACUCUAUCUAAUAGCUGAAGUUAUUUAAUUUUUUAUCGCUGCUCUUUGGCUCCUCAAAGGAGAACAGUUCACUAAAAUGACCGUGAACUUGGAUGCCAGUGGAUCUAAAAAUAAACUCCACAGUCUUUGCGCAUUCACGCUCAAGUUGCUUUGAAGAAGACGACUGUUAGAGAUGUGCUGAGAGGUGAGUAUUGUUCGACCUUUGAACUUCGUUUUGUCCCAGGCCGCUCAAGCCGACCACCAAUAGUGAUGUGCCGGUAAAUAGGGCCCAAGGCGGGGGGGUUGCCACUGCCGGGAAGUACCCGGGAGCACAGAGCAAACAGGGGGGGGGAGCCUCUCACUCUAUCCAGCGCUUAUCCCUUUCACUUGGGUGGAUUCGUGAGGUCACAUGAAACCUAAAUAUAGCCCAAUCCAGCCCGCAAGUUCUUGUUAUGGGAGCAGAAUUAGGUUAUGCGGGAACAUCAAUUAAAGCCCGGGCUUUAAUUGGUGCCGAUAAACUGCAUUACAGUCUGUGAGAAAGUAAGUCACGUUGCUCCUGUCUAGAAAUUAUAUCAGUCACUGGCCUUCUUGAAUUCUCCGAUUCCCUCGUGAGUGUGUUUUGCACAUCUGCGGCUGCACCUAAUUGCCACCCUUAUAUGGAAAGGUGGGUCAAAUCCUUCGCAUCCUCAAACUAACGCCUGUGCGGGCAUUCUUGGCGCAGCUGAUGACGCUGAUAUCAGGUACAACAUAGGGUCAGUCUCUGAGAGCUUGUUUUACUUUCUUUUUGCGGCAGUGAGUGAGUGGGCCACACACAGCCCGGCAGCGUCCGUCUGCGCGCUAUCCUUGUGCCACAGCAGGCCCCCCCUCUCCCCCUCUCCUCCCGGAAAUACCAUAUAUGGCUCGACCGGUCCAUCGGCGAUUGGCUGCUUGGCUUCAGCGACAGUUCUGUUGCUGGAGCUCUAUUCAUAUGUAGAGACAGGUGAAAGGCAAUGUGAUACGUGAAUGACACUUAAUUUUGACGGCUUAUAAAUAAUCAGACAGUGUGCUGGAAGCUUUGUGAAAGAAUUAAAUUAAUGCCGGAUUUUAUUUUGUGUCUAUAAAUAGAAGUUGGAACAUUAGUGCAUAAUCACUGUUCUAAUGUGGACAGUUUGGAGGAGAAAGAAUCGGGGAAGCACCACACUGGCUAUUUUAAAACCAUUUAUUAAUGAAGCCUAUUACACUGCCUCCACUUUCCUUCUAAUGCAUUGAGAGCUCGUGUUACCGUAAAUGCCCAGAAGCAUUAAACAAAGGGUAAAUGUCGAGAACAUCUGAGGGCAUGACGGGAACAUAUAGCCUGUGAUGCAGAUGCUGCAUACAUGGAGUGACGUAGUUCAUUCAUGGCGGUGGGCACCUUUUGGAGGGAGGGGUGCCACUUUCUAUGUGCACACUUUUUUAAAAAAAACAUUUGAGUUCUGAUAAUAAGCUGAAAUUAAACAAUGGGUUAGUGUUGAUUUUUACGCACUUCAGUGAUUUGAUUGUUGAACUGUAAAAAAACCCAUCUGCUAACCCCUUUCUCCAGUCACUUCUCCCUCGGUGAAAUGGUUCGGUCUCACCACACAGAUUUCAUUCAUAAAAUUCCAGCUCACUAUAAAAGGCGGGCCUCUCCACUAUGUGCACAGUUAUGAACCUGGCAAAUGGAAUAUAGGCGUCCGUGACAUCCGUUUUCUGUCUAGCACAGACUGACUGUUCAGUCUCUUAUGCGGUGAUUUAAUUUUAUUUUGAAUUUUUAUUUUUUAAUGAAACCAUGCAUCCAGACUCCAGCACUGAGUUCGACUUAUCGUCCAGCUGUAGCACAGCAUCGCCUGGCGGGGACACCCCUGGGUGCAGUCAGCAUCCUCCUGACUCGCUUUCAUCAUCAGUGGACAGCACCAAGGAUACUGAGACCAGUGCAGCAGCCUCCUUUGUUCCGACUGUGACUGCAAUCUCAACAUCGCCAGAACUAAAGUGGAUUGUGCAGCCUACAGUCAUCACAUCUGCCUCUCCGUCGCCCUGCCGUGCAAAGCCCAGAACUCAUGCAGCGACCCAGUCGUCUUCCCGGCCAGGUGCAAACAAGGCGAGAGCCAGCAACAGGAAAGGGCCGAAAGAGCAGCCUUCCAAAGAGGAGGAGGAAAGGAGGAGGAUCAGGAGGGAGAGGAACAAAAUUGCGGCAGCCAAGUGUCGUAACAGGCGGAGGGAGCUGAUAGAGACCCUUCAAGCUGAAACUGAUACUUUAGAAGAAGAAAAGUCCACCCUGGAGACAGAGAUUGCCAACCUGCUAAAGGAGAAAGAGAGACUAGAGCAUGUCUUAGCUUCUCACCAACCGUCCUGCAAACUCUCCUCAGAUGAUGACGGCAAUGGUGAUGAUGAUGAGGGGGAUGAUAAGGAAGAUGAUGUUGACACAAUGCUGCAGGAUCCACCGGACUCCCCGCAGCUGCUUUCCAUUUUAGAGAAUGGAAAAACCCCAGAGAGCAGCACAGCUGGAGAAGCCCAUAUUGGUCAAGACAUGAGCAGUGUCCCUUGCAUCCCUGCUGCAGCCAUCUUGGGAAACUCCAACAUCCUUUUGUGUUCCAGCGCAGAAGAGGAGGCUCUGGAGGAACUGAAAGGAGAUGACUUGGAUGACUUGGUGCCCAGCAUACAGAUGGAAGUGACGCCCGAGACGGCCGCAUCUGUCCCUGACAUACUACAGAGUACUGACCUGAGUGGGCCCUUCUGCCUCUCAGACUGGGAAACCCUGUACAAGUCCGUGGCAAGCGACCUUGAGUCUCUGAGCACCCCAGUCAUGUCUUCCAGUCCCACUUGUAGCAAUUACCGCACAGUGUUUUCCUUCAAUCACUCCGAGAUUGAUUCCCUGGUUGACGGUUCCGAGUGCCUCAAAGGCAGCCUCGGUGCAUCCGAGUUAAUGAAAGAUAGUCUUAACUCGCCCACACUCCUGGCCUUGUGAAUGCAAAGAAGUUAUGCAACAAUACUGUAUUCUAACCAGCCAGCAAGCUCCAGUCGCUCUCAAAUAACCUUUUGUAGUGUGAGUUUCGAUGUCGUGCAUAUACCUGAAAAUCAGAGAUUGUGUAGACGCAGUGUUUUUCUGUGACUGUAAACACGGUUGAGUUCUUCCAUGCUGUUGCUGCAGUUGUCUGAGAUGAGACCUUGUGCUAGUAAAAUGCAUGCAAAUACAAGUCAUCUGUAAUCCAAGAAGAGAUGGUAUUGUGUUGUUAAAAAAAAAAAAAGCUCUGCGUGUGGUCUGAAACGAGAUCCUGCUGAGUAGCUUAACAUAUGUGUAACACUGUUUUUGACAAAGCUGUGUUGUAACAAGUGAAUUAUAGAAGGAUACUAAUAUGUAAGUGUAACAUCUUGCUGUAAGGUGCCCCCCCUCCCCCCGCCUCCAGACCUGAACUGACAUUUCCUUUUACAUUUGUUUUCCAUGAAAAACAAGAUCAUGCCAUGUAUUUUAUUGAGAUGUAUUUUAUGACAUAGUUUAUUUUUUUACUUAUGAAAAUAUAGAGAUGCAAAAAAAAUCAACAACAAACAAACAAAAUCAGAAACAAAAGAAAACUAGAAACUAGAUAUUGAUAAAAUAUGCUGGAAAUAAAAUACCACAACUGCAAUUAA
This is a messenger RNA of Haplochromis burtoni (Burton's mouthbrooder), 5609 nucleotides long. RefSeq names its product proto-oncogene c-Fos. The record is from RefSeq and is a predicted model, not a curated record. Gene Ontology annotation, cellular component: nucleus. The coding region runs from base 3772 to 4947 and encodes 391 amino acids. The transcript has 4 exons. Lineage: Eukaryota; Metazoa; Chordata; Actinopteri; Cichliformes; Cichlidae. Gene Ontology annotation, biological process: regulation of transcription by RNA polymerase II. Gene Ontology annotation, molecular function: DNA-binding transcription factor activity, RNA polymerase II-specific; RNA polymerase II cis-regulatory region sequence-specific DNA binding.